AUGGGUCAGAGUGGAUCGAGAGAGGGGCAGAUACUUUACGCCGCGGUGAUCGGCAACACGUCAGCCAUCCGAGAGCUGGUUUCACGUGGAACCAGCGUCAACUGCGUGGAUUCCCAGGGUCGCACGCCGUUGAUUCUCGCCAGCGGCCAGGCAGAGGGCUUUGAGGCUGCGAAACUUCUGUUACAGAUGGGCGCUCUUGUUCGCGCCUACUCCAAAGGUCCAGGAGGGGGCAUGGCCAUUCACUAUGCCGCUCGUAAGAAGCUCGAUGCCAUGGUGAAGCUGCUUCUGGACCAUGGAGCGGACCCCCUUUUCCCCAACGAUGAUAGAAAAACCGCUCUCGACCUGGCGAGAGAGAGAAAUGAAACUUCCGUCGUCAGACUCAUAGAGAGCCGGGUGGCAUUGUUCGAAGGCUAUGUGCGCCAGCAGACCCUCUCGGCACUGUCGCUAGUGAAAGAAUUUAGAAUCUGGGUGGCAGUGCUUCCAGGGCCCACCAUGAGUGACGGACGCCAGACAUUCCGCCUCGCUCUCUACCGAUCCAUGGCUUUUGGCGUGCCCUAUUUCAACAUAGCACUACACGUGUGCCGCAUUCACAUGACCAAGCUGGACUCCGCCAACCCUGUACUCGUUAUAGAGGACCCCGUUCAUGGGAAUAAUGGCAAGUUGAAGCUCGUGAGCGACUUGGACUCACCCGACCCCUUGCAGAUAUUCCGCCUGCACGACGCCUGUCGUGGAACACCACGGAUAUUGCGCCUUUUGAGACGUCUCAAAAGACCCCUCCCAGAUAUUGCGCCUGCACUACACCUGCCGAGGAACGCCACGGGUGAUUCCUCUCUUCCCUCUCCCCCUUCUAUCCCCUCAUUCUUCCCUCCUAACAAUCCUUCCUCCUCUCACUCUUCCUUUUUUUCUCACUCGUCCCUCAUCUCUCAUGCUACCCUCCCUCUCACUCUUUCCACCCUCUCACUCUUUCCACCCUCUCACUCUUUCCACCCUCUCACUCUUCCACCCUCUCACACUUUCCUCAUUUUCACUCUUUCCUGCCUGUCACUCUUUCCACCCUCUCACUCUUCCCUCCCUCUCACUCCUUUCCACUUGUCACUCUUUCCUCCCUCUCACUCUUACCACCCUCUCACUCUUCCCUCCCUCUCACUCUUCCCUCCCUCUCACUCUUCCCUCCCUCUCACUCUUCCCUCCCUCUCACUCUUCCCUCCCUCUCACUCCUCCCUCCCUCUCACUCCUCCCUCCCUCUCACUCUUCCCUCCCUCUCACUCUUCCCUCCCUCUCAAUCUUACCUCCCUCUCACUCUUUCCUCCCUCUCUCUUUCCUCCCUCCCACUCUUUCCUCCCGUCUCUCCUCACUCUUCUUCUGCAUGCUGCGCGCGUGGUGAACGUGCACGCAUGGCAGGAUGACGUGGACGAGGACACGGCGUUCCAGCUGGCGCUCUCUGAGUCGAUGCGCACCGCCAGCAUUGCCAGCUCUGCCCGAGCCGAUGCCCCUGGUGCUUCUGGUUCCACUUCCACUGCUGCCCAGGGCAUGAGCAGAGGGGAGGAAGGAGCAGACGGCUUUAUUCUCACCUAUUCCUCCUCCGAGCCCCAGCCCAGAUCUGGCCGCUCCCUCUCCUCCUCCUCUUCUGCUGCGGCUGCAGUACCAUUCACUGCGUUGCAUCGUUCUUCCAGGUCCGUUUCAGCCUCUGCUGACCGCCACCCGUUUGUCCCACCUGCUGCCCCCAUCCCCUCUUCCUCCGCUGCUGCCGGCACUUCUUCUGGCGUUGCCGCUGGUCCUGCUGCUGGCACUGCAGCUGGUUCAGCCAGUACAGCCGGAACAGCUGGCUUUGCUGCAGCAGGGGCGGAAGGGGGUCGAAUGCGCGACGAGAUUGCGAAUCAGUUCUCCUCUGUGGCACCGGCGCUCAACCGAGCACCAGCAGCAGCCGUGUCGUCGCUCUUUGCCUCCGGCCCACCGUCAGCACCCCCAGUGGACGCUCCUGCUUCCGCAGCAGCAGGACCACAUUCGUCAACGCCAGCAGCCCCGGCGGCAGCACCAGCAGGAGCAGGAGCAGGAACAGGAGCAGGAGCAGGAGCAGGAGAAGAAGCAGGAGCAGCAGCAACAGGAGCAGAAGUAGGAGCAGAGGCAAAGGCAGGAGUAGCAACAACAGUAGGGGCACCAUCAUCAUCAUCAGCAGCAGCAGCAGCAGCAGCAGCAGCAGGGGCGUCUAAAGAGGGUCGGUGUGUGAUUUGUUGGGACUCAGCAGCGCUUUCAGUGUGUGUGCCCUGCGGGCACGUGGCGGGGUGUGUGGAGUGUCUCACUAAGGUUAGAUCCAAGGGCUGGGGCUGCCCUGUGUGCCGAGCUCCCAUUCGAGAAGUGGUGAAGAUUUUCCAUGUUUAG
Messenger RNA from Closterium sp. NIES-65, 2379 nucleotides. The record is from the annotation of a GenBank genome assembly. NCBI's taxonomy places the organism in Eukaryota, Viridiplantae, Streptophyta, Zygnematophyceae, Desmidiales, Closteriaceae.